This is a messenger RNA of Dentiscutata erythropus, 138 nucleotides long. Lineage: Eukaryota; Fungi; Glomeromycota; Glomeromycetes; Diversisporales; Gigasporaceae. The record is from the annotation of a GenBank genome assembly.
AUGCAGCAAUGUUUAUCAAAACUAUUUGAUAAGAAAGAACAAGAAGAUCAUAUUUAUAGUGUCUUGUCUUAUAUUGCUCCAGAACAAUUUCAAAGGAAAUCGUAUAUUCAAACAACUGAAGAUGGUUUGUGCCAAUAG